Molecule: messenger RNA, 3236 nt
Organism: Oreochromis aureus
Lineage: Eukaryota; Metazoa; Chordata; Actinopteri; Cichliformes; Cichlidae
Product: prostate stem cell antigen-like
Exons: 3
Coding region: 94-465 (123 amino acids)
Source: RefSeq, a predicted model, not a curated record
UUUCACCACACACACACACACUUUUUGGCACGACAGCUUUAACUGCAGACUGCAGACAUUCCAGUCGGGAACAGUUCAACACCAGUUAGGAAGAUGCUGCUUGUGCUUGGGAUCUUCUUCCUGCUCUUUUCUCCAGCACUGCCACUGAAGUGCUACGUGUGCAGCUCAUCAGCCACCAAUGAAGAAUGCAACCAGAGUGCCCAGGAGUGUAAAGCACCUCUCAACACAUGCAUGACUGUCGUCGACACUUUAGAUACAGCGACAGCCAUAACAAAGCAGUGUGCCAGCCAGGCCACGUGCAGAGGAGCUGCCUCCACCGCCUCAGUCGACUCAAACGGAAACGGGAACGCCGUCAGCUGCUGCAGCACAUAUGACUUCUGUAACUUCAGCGGAGCCGACUCCAUCAACAGAAACACCAAGCUGCUGCUCCUGACUGUCGGUGUGGGAUUUCUGCUGUCAUGCUGAGCUCAGUGGGAUGUGCAAACCGUACAAACUACACCGCUGUCGUCUUCACACUACCUGGAAUCUUAUCCAUCUUGUAAAUACUGUUUAUAUUCGAGACUGUUUAACAAAAAGCUUUUAAAAUAUCACUGUGCACGCCACAUGCACAAUUAGAUAUCGUAGUAAAUGUGUCAGUAAUACUGACAGACAGAGCUAAUUGUUACACGUUAAAGGGUCUUCUAUAUUAAAUCACGGCUCUGGCUCAGAAAUUGACUUUAGUGUUUAAUUCCACAAAAAGUAAAGGCAGUAAGCUUAUAUUAGCUUAUCUGACAGAAAUCUGUGGAUUUAUCUGGUAUUCCUGGAUAUUUGAUGAACAAAAAUGUCUAUUAUGCUCAAGAAAUGAAUGCCCAGUUACAAAAAUGAACGAACAUUAACAUUAGUUGCUUAAAAUGCUUAUGAUUUUCCUUAGUUUACAGUAGUUUCAUUUUAAUGGAGAGAGAGACAGAACAAGAAAAUAAAUAUAUUGAUUUGCAUGUCAGUGAGUGAAAGUAUUUAAUCCUAAAACAUGACUUAGUAGUUGAUGGAGAAACCCAUGUUGGCUGCAGAGUGGUAAGAUGUUUCUUGUAGUUGGUCACCAGGUUUGAACACAUCUCAGGAGGAAUUUUGGUUAGGUUGAUGCCUGAGAGCUCAUUUUGGUUUCAUCUGAGCAAAGCUUUUCCUCCCAGGCCUUCUCUGAAUCAUGUAGAUGUUCACUGCACAGUACAUGCACCUUCCUGAGCAGGGAUCUUUUGGGUGCUGUAAGAUUUCAGCCAUUUCCGCCAUCACAUCCCCACAAAAACCUCAGCAGCCCAUCCUUGACAUCAAAAUCCAUGCUUGUACAACAGGCUAUUAUUGUUAUAUACAGUGCAAUGUGUCCUUUCUUAUUAUAAGAAAGUCUAAUUCUCUUCUUUACGAUUUUUCUGAAUGCUCUUUAAAAACAUCUACGCCAACAUCAACUUGAAAUUAUAAAUAAAUAAUUAAAUACUUAAAAUUAAAUAAUUAAAGUACAAUCAACUACAAAGUGGACAGACUUAUUUCAUUUCAUAAUUAUUUUUAUUCCAUUGGUUUUUUUGUUUCCUCCUAUUUGACAAGAUGGCUUACUUAGCCCAGAAGACAAAAUAAAUACCAGUGUUUACUAGUACGAGUUCUGUACAAUUCACCAGUGAUACACACCAGUAUAGCUUACAAUAUACCAACAUGAGCAGAUUUACGCAACAACAAGGAAAUAAAAUAGAUUGUUUUGUUUGGGGUUUUUUUCCUCCUCUGUUUUACAUUUAUUUUAUCCCUAUAACACGCAGAUUGAUCGAUCUGAUAGUUUCGUUGCUGGCUAAACAUGGAAAUCACAUCUGGAUAAAACGGGCUUAAAAAUAAUAAUAAUAAAAAACAAACAACAAACAAAAAAAGAAACAACUUAGGAUGUGUUAUUUUGGUGCUGUGCAAAUAUGCUCUUCUUUAUACCAGUAUAUCAUGCUAUACCAGUACAGUCACCAGUAUAUUUCAUAUAGCAGUAUGUGACACUCCACAUGGGGUCAGUAUUAACAAAGACAAAUGUGAUUUUCAGUUCAGUGUUUUGUGUCUGAGAAACAAGUUCCAGUCAUGUGGCUCCACAUUUCAUUUGUUUGGUUCCUUGGGGGCUAUUAUUAAGCCGGGGAGGGGGGGCAUUUUAAAGUGUUACACCUGACAAGAGAGUGGGAGUCAUAAAUGUGAUAUGAGGUUUGUUCAUGUCCCCGGGAAAUAUACUUUAAGUGUCACUAGUGGGUGAUCGGACAGUUAAUGUAGUCUUAUAUUAUGAACAUACGAAUCACGUUGGGACUAUAUGUGAGGAGACAAAAAAGGAAAAAGAGACACGAUCCUCACAAAAUUAGUGACCACUCUGAGACGUGUCACUCUCGUCUUCCUCGUGAACCAAUCGGAAGCAUCCUGCUACUCACGCUGAACACAUUUUUUCCAAUUAUUUUUUUUUUUUCACAGCAGUCAAUGCUGGGGUUGAAAGUUCAACAUUUUUCAGUAUAGAGGACAAAGAUUCCUCAAAACAACACAAAAAACAUGGAGCUGAUCGAUAAAAAGAGUAGACUGAACUGAGUGCGAGUGGGGGAGGUUUCUGUCUGCGGCGAUUACCCGCACAGAGUUGGAGUCUUCACAUUUGGAGUCUUUAAAAGCGGCUCAGAGAGGAGCUGAGGAAGACUGCGGGAAUGGGGCAGCAGUAAGGGUGAAAGAAAGGAAAAGUGAGUGAAAUAGAGAGAAGAGGGGAGGAGAGUGUUUUCUUUCCUCAGGCAGUAGAGUGGUGCUAGACUGUCCUCAAGGCCUAUUCUGCGUUUUUACGUUCCUGCCUCUGUCUCCUCCUCUGCAAUUUGAGUCUAUAAAUAAAACACGGUGAGACGGAGGAAACAGAGAAAGAGAGAUGGUAGGAGGCAUGACGAGUCGGAGAAGACCAAACCGAGACUGUUGUUACUGUUCCACCCGAGGUACCAAAAAUACCCAAAAAACAAAACAUAACAAACAUGUGAUGUGUAUGGCGAUGUAGAGAUAUUUGAUUGGAGAAAGGAGCUCCCAUUCAGGAAUCAGAACGUCAGCAAACGGAGGCGGCCGACGUCUAAGAUCCCACAGUGAAGUUUCAUGCAGAUAUGUUGCAGAUCGGGUCGCAAUCCACCCGAUCUCACCAGCUUUCAUGAUAGCGUUUCUGUCGGAAGUUUUAAAUCCAUUUAAAACUCUAACCUGCAGAAUCUGGCUCAUCCCAAAUCCAGAUUUACAGCUUA